Messenger RNA from Glycine soja, 462 nucleotides. Its product is annotated as protein MAIN-LIKE 1-like. Gene Ontology annotation, biological process: meristem development; meristem maintenance. The transcript has a single exon. The record is from RefSeq and is a predicted model, not a curated record. The coding region runs from base 1 to 462 and encodes 153 amino acids. NCBI's taxonomy places the organism in Eukaryota, Viridiplantae, Streptophyta, Magnoliopsida, Fabales, Fabaceae.
AUGACAUAUGCACAACCCGGACCAAUUGAUGGCUCAUUGUUGCGCUUACAAGACAACCAUGUUUCUAAUCAAGUGUGGGAAGACCAAGAGAGAAUGAUUCGUCCGAGGUAUAAUUCUAUUUGGGCUUUUACCAACUUGGAUCGGAUAGAUAAUCGGGUCAAAAAUCUAAUCACUUUAGCUGGUUUCGAUCAUGUUAUAAAUGUCAGAAAAGUUGAUAUUAACCAACAUUUGGUUAGUGCGUUGGUUGAACGUUGGAGAACCGAGACACACACAUUUCAUUUUCCACAUGGAGAAGCAACCAUUACUUUACAGGAUGUGGCCUUACAGUUGGACUUAAAGAUUGAUGGAUUGCCGGUAACUGGUAUCAUCACCGGUAAUGUACGUGUUGCUUGUCAGACAUUACUAGGGGAAAAUGAUUUGUCUAAGUUGGCUGCGACAAAAUUUUCAGCAACUUCUCGUUGA